Messenger RNA from Thamnophis sirtalis, 589 nucleotides. NCBI's taxonomy places the organism in Eukaryota, Metazoa, Chordata, Lepidosauria, Squamata, Natricidae. The record is from RefSeq and is a predicted model, not a curated record.
CGUGUCGCCUCUUGUCCCUCGCGCGUCGCCGUAGCCCGGCUCGUCCCAUUUUUGUCCUCCGCGCGCCGAAGGGUGACCGGGGUGGGGGCCGCGCGUGGCGAGCGAGCAGCCCUCAGUUCGCGCGCUUCAACCCGCCCGCCUGGCCUCGCCGGCUCCUUCACCUCCCGUCCGUCCGUCCGUGGGUUAUUUUCUCCCCCAGCCCCGUCCUCCUCCAGCUCAGAAGAUGCUGGCCGCCGCCCGGCUCCUCCGCAGCUGCGCCGCUCCCGCUCUGCGCGGCCUGGCCCUGAGGACGCCCGCUGCGGCAGAGUACAAAGCAGGCAGAUACAAGGAGAUAUAUCCAUACGUUAUCCAGGAACUUAGACCAACUUUGAAUGAAUUGGGAAUUUCAACUCCAGAGGAACUUGACAUGGACAAAGCGUAAACUUAACAAUGGACUUCCCAUGAGUAUACUGUUAAGGUUCUGUGACUGUACAACAAUUACCUGGAUAUAGACAUUAUAAUUACUUAUUUGAAAUCACUUCUUCCUUUUGUUGAGUCCUGGAUAUGUAUUGUGAAGUUGACCUAAUAAAGAGGAAAUGGUUUGAAUUGA